This is a messenger RNA of Amoebophrya sp. A120, 5653 nucleotides long. The record is from the annotation of a GenBank genome assembly. NCBI's taxonomy places the organism in Eukaryota, Dinophyceae, Syndiniales, Amoebophryaceae.
AUCAAAAUGGCUUCUCGUUGUCGUUUCAAAGAAUUGCACGUUUAUCAAGAAAAGAUGCUCGCGUCGCAGUCGCACGUACGCUCCACGUUCUUGCCUUCACGACGACACCUGGCUCUUGACAUCGCUUGACGAGACGGUAAAAGGAUCUUCACCAGCAGCCUUUAGCCAUGCGGUGGAGCCGUCUGAAACAGCUCGCCCAAUUGGAAGUGAACAUGAAGCGGCAAACCUUGAUGCUGAUCUCGAAAAAGCGGGCUAAGGCCAAGGAAGUAGUGGCGAAUGUUGUCGGGGCGGCGAAGGUAUGGAUUGCAAAAAUGUCUAGGUCUGGAAGAUUGCAACUUGUCAUGCUAAAUCCGAAUCAUGCAGAAAUCUGUGUUGCAUGAGUGCCAAAAGCUGUCCACUUUCGACCAAGUUUGGAGGGAGUUUCUCAUGCAGGAUUGGCAUGAUAGAGACUUCCACUUCGCAGAAUCUGUCAUGCUAGGUCCUGCAUUCCAGACCUCAUGGGGCACGGAAAAUAUGCAUGACAAGUCUGCAUGCUUCCAGACCCAGACAUUUUUGCCAUGUAGAGAAGGCGAGGAGCAGCAAAGUCGCACAGAGCGAAAAGGUGAAACAGGAGAUGGCCCGCGCGCAAAAACUCAAGAUCAUCCAAAGCAAAGCGACCGCGGUUCAGACGGCAGGGGGAGUAAGUGAUAUUGGCUCUUCCAGCAUCACAAGUAGCAGUAGUACGACCGGGCAGCUCGGUGCGGCGGCGGCAGUGGCCGCGGCGAUUAGGACACAAGACAAUUACCACGAUCAUGGGCACGACCAGCUGCACUACAGGCCGGGCAGUACGGGAUUUUCUCGAGACCGGAACGGCGCGCAUACCAGCUACACUGGAAUAUUGGAUCAACGGCAUGCGCAGGAAGUAAGGGAGUUUUUUUGUCUUGCUGUCGUGUCCGAGUUUGAUUCAAAUGUGUGCAUGUCGAUUUUUAGCAUCUUCCAGAAUGAAACUAACCGCUCUAAUGUAUAAUGAAUUUGUCAAACUUAACAUCAAAUCAGCCGGCUCCACCGACGCCACCACCAGAGACGCGCUUUAGAAGUAAGCCAAAGAUCUUGGACCUCGACGAGCCAGAGCUGUCGUCCUCCUCGAGGUCUAGUGCGCAGAAAAAACGAUUUUUUGUUCCGGUGUCUGACGAAGCGUUGCCAGCACUACCAGCGUCUGCACCGUCAAGCGGAAGCAGACACAACACAAAGGCAUCCACUUCCUCAUCCUCCUCUACCGAUCCAAAACCCUCCCAGACCAAGAAAGCGGCAGCCGCUUCGAAAGAAGGACAAGGAGAAAAACAAAGAGAACCGAAAAAGAAAGCCGCAUCUAGUAGUACUCCCAAUAAGCCCAAAGCGGAAAAACGAAAGGGCCACGCGUGGUACUACGACUGGAAACUGAAAAAAUGGAAGUGGCAGCCGGGAACGGGUAAGUACGAUGUCUUCCGCAAAAGACCGCCAAAGCCCGAAGAACCGCCUCUACUGCCGGGAGAAGAGGGUGCCGCUGCUGCGGCGCAACCUGGGUUCUCCUCCUGCGAUGCAGCGCAGGGCAGCAACUGGAAAGGCGCAGCGGCAGCAGCAGCAGCAGCAGCAUCUUCCAGUAAGCGGUGGGGCGAAAAGAACACGAGUGCGUAUGCAGAGCAAUUUAGCAAGAAUUAUUUCCAACAGACAGGCCCCGCAGCUUACUCCAAAAACAAACUCUACGGCCUGCGCCAGCGCGUGAAUUACAUCGGCUUUUCCGCCUUCCACGAUGAAGUCCAGUGGUACCCGAAAAAGGACUCGUUGUUAGCGCACCAUCCAGACUGGAAGGAGGUGAACGGGUUUCUCGUGGGCAGUUCCUAUCUGAUCCCGGCAAAGGGAAAGAGGGGGAAGAAAAUUGCAGCGAGCACGUUGGUUGCUGGUUCCUCUUCAGCAGGAGCAAGCGUGUCCGUUGCAAGCACGGCGGCAGUAGAUUCUGCAACAGUAUCAUCCCCUUCCCCUUCAAGCGCAUCAUCAUCAUCAUCCGCCGCCACCUCGGAACAACAAACAGCAGCGCUGUUGAGCGGCAAACAAGAAAAGCCCCCGCCGAAGUACAGCCAGAUGAAAAAGUACGGCUUUGUCGACAGCCACGAGACGUUAGUGAACCUCGCUUCAAACCCGCAUAGGCUGCACAACUUCCACGAGGUUUUAGACGAAUCCCAGCCGAGGUGUCUGUAUUUCGACAUAGACUGCAAAGAAAACGUGGAGGAGAUGAAGAAACUCCACCCGGAGUUGAUGCGGGAACUGAGUCAAACCGUUUUCAAAACGCUCGGUUUACACACCACCGCUUUCGACGAAGCGAGGAGAGAAAAUUUGGAAGAAAUUUUACCCGUGAUCUUGUCCAACCAAGAUCCGAAGAAAUACUCCGUCCACGUCAUUUUCCCGAUGGUACAGUUCGAAUCCCAGCAGCACCAGAAGGAGUAUCUAUCCCACGAAAAAACUGUUUCACUGUGAUGAUUUUGCAAGAUCUGCGUCACAAGUUUGUUAAUACGCACCAUGGCACUGAAAAUUUGUCAUGCGCGCCUCCCAAGGAAAAACACGCUUUUCUGCAUCACAAGUUCACAGUGAAACAGUUUUUUCUUGCGAUAGUAUCUGGUGUUGAUCCAAUACGCGUUGUCGGAGAGGUUAUUGAAGAUCGUGGAUUUCCAGGUCUACAGCUGCUUCCAACUGUACCGGACCGCGUAUGCCGCGAAGUUGUGCAGUGAAACCGGGAAGUUGCGGCCAGAAACGAGGUUGAUACCAAACAGUGUCGACCAAGCUCAUGCUGCUGAUGUGGGAGUUGCUGAUGCUGGUACUUGUGCUGGAAGUAGAACCUCCGUGAGAGGAACAUUCAACGAUGACUCGUCUUCUAGUAGUACUUGGUGCUACAAAAACGACAAGUCGACGUGUUUCGCCUCCUAUGUGAACCCAUUGUACGCUUGGAAACUGCAAACCGCGGAGGAGUUGUUGCAGUUAGAGGUGUAUGCAUUGCAAAUAUGUCUGGGUCUGGAAGGUUGCAACUUGUGAUGCGCAUUUCAGAUCACACGAAAAUCUGUGUUGCAUAAAUAGCAAAAGUUUUCGUUUUGUAUUUUUGGCCAUGGUGAAAGCGGCUUUCUCAUGCAGGGUAGGCAUCGCGAUCGCGAAGCUCUCGAAACACCUGUGAUGCUGGUCCUGCAUGCCAGACACUCUGGGAGAUUCAAAACCUGCAUCACAAACACCUGCAUCUAUCCAGACCCAGACAUUUUUGCAUUUGAUAAGGUGAAUGAACCAGUCCGGGAAAAGUUAAUCGCCCGGAUGUCCAGCGUGAAUCGGAGGAUAAGGAGGAGUGUGCCGAAAAGCGGGAGUAAUGGUGACAAUUCCACUUUGGAGCACGAUGUUUUGUGUCAUACCGGGGAUGAUUUGGCGUUGUUUCAUAAGGAUUUCGUUUGCAACAGCACGAAAAACACUAGCGACAGCAGCGGCAGCACUAUUAGCACGACAGCAACCACUUCUUCACCUGACGGCGCAGCAGAGAAUGCCAGUGCAACAGCGCCUGCCGAGAAACAACUACAACCGAGCCGUGAUACGAGACCAGAACUGAACCACGAGCGCUCUUCAGCCUCACCUAGUUGUACCUCUGCCUGCUCCGCAUCAGAUUCGACCACUGGGAGUGCUGCAGCAGAUGGAAUUACGGAUGCGGAUUCUUCCAACUACACAGUAGAUCCUGCAAGCGACGAGGAACAAGACCACUCUUCAAAACCCUCGUUAAACACCAAAAGAUCACAACAAGUGCUCGACCUUUCCCAAUACGACUCAGCCAGCCAACGGUUAGAAAUCGCGUUGCAAUACAUCUCGCCGCUCCGCUAUGGAACUGUCAGGAUUGAAAUCGUCAAAGUUGAAAUGAUUUGUGAUGCAUAAAACGGAUACCAGUUAGACCUACAGUUUGUAGGCGGUGCAUGACAAAUCUUCCCGGUCCUGGAAGCGAGUCUGUCAUGCGGUUUAGGGCAAAAGAUCUGCCUUCUGUCAUGCUAGUCAGCAGUCCAACUUUUGAUCCUUACCAGGACUAUAAUCUGCCUCCCGUGCAUCCUCUGCCUUAGAGCCAAUUUCUGUAUCGCAUUUUAUGCAUGCCAUAUCAUUUCAACAUUGACGAUUUCGAUCCUGACACAUCCAUAUCCGCGCAGCCCAGUUCUGGAGCUGGUUCCGCAUCGUCGGUGUGAUCGGAACAUUGGUGGACGAAAACGCGAGUAAGGGUAAGCAGGAGGUGGAGAAAAUACAGGAAAUUUGGCAAAACUGGAGCAGAAAACAUUACCCGGACCACGAUGACUUUGAGAACCAGGAUAUCGUAUUGAAAAACAUCCCCACCCCAGAGUCAAGAUGGGGAUUUUGCAACACAAACCUAGAAGUUUUGGGACUCACGCAUCACAAGUUGCAGUCCGUAGUGUAGUCCAGGCUAGCAAGGACAAACGGAUCACAAAUCCAUCUGCUUCUCCUGGUUACAGCAUUACAAAUGCCAAAACACGACUAGAAACGCCUCUCAUGGAGAUGCGCAUUACAAAUGUUUCUGCCAUUGCAAAUCUGCAUCACAACUCUGGUGUGGGGACGUUUUUACAAAUGAUACAGGAGAUGAUCGACAGAGCAGUUUCAAAACGGAAAGAAGGGGUUCGGAUGAGCGGUUUCGGGUUGUUAGUGGUCAUGAUGAAGCAUGAUAAUCCGGAUUUGGUGAUACGAACCGGGUACUGCUUUAAGGACGACGAGGAAGCUGUAGUAGAGGGAAGCAGCAAGAGAAACCUCAGUCCCGAGGAACAGAUGAGGCGCCGGCAGGAGAGCAGAGUUGUGAGGGACCACGAACAAGGGGAUAUUACAGGGGAAAUAAGGGAGAAAUUGGGAGCAGGAGGAACGCCACCUACGAGUGCAGGAGCAGCUUCAACUACAUCUGUAGCAGGUGGAGAACAACAAAAACAACUCGGCCCGACCGAAGUUCCCGUUUUGAAUGGUGAGAAGGCGCUGGACAUGGCGGAAUUGAAAAUUAGAAAGAUGAACGACAGGGAGGCGGGCGUGCAUGACAGCUCAGCCGAGGAUGCCAACAACGAGGUGGAUCGUCAGGUAGAGCAGAAAAGGAAAAUGCUCAAUUUGGCCAAGGAAAUAUGACGAAAUAUUGAAACGUAGAAGAGCGUACGUGUAACGCAAACGCUACCAACAAGUCCUCGCAAUCAGACUUCAAUUCUCAAGACUUCAAAAUCACAGUUUUACAGUUUUUGCGCAAGAAUUUAUUUCGUGGUCGUUUUUGCCAAUUUACGUUUCGUCGCAUGUACACUGUUUCUGAACAGCUUUCGCUGCUGUAUUUUUUUCAAAAUCAAAAUCUAUCUCCUCCGACUCUACAGGUUGGAACAGAAGUCGUUUCAAAUUCGAACUCACUACUUAUCGGUACUAUGAUGAUGUCACUUUUUGCUUUUGGUGUACGGGCACACAAGAACAAACUUCUAUGCUUUCUCUCUCUUUCUGUAGUUCCUAUGGGACUUUUUGUACAGACUCGGAACAAUUCAAUACGCUAGUACACGUUGGCUAUCCAAAGAUUUUGCACCACAAGUUUGAACCUUUCAAAAAACUGUUUCCACGAUUUUCAUAUGCUGCUUGCAAAGCGAUGCUGAAACUGACGGAU